This is a messenger RNA of Anoplopoma fimbria (sablefish), 4414 nucleotides long. RefSeq lists its product as uncharacterized. Gene Ontology annotation, biological process: positive regulation of transcription elongation by RNA polymerase II; snRNA transcription by RNA polymerase II. The transcript has 14 exons. The record is from RefSeq and is a predicted model, not a curated record. Gene Ontology annotation, molecular function: cis-regulatory region sequence-specific DNA binding. Gene Ontology annotation, cellular component: transcription elongation factor complex; membrane. Bases 167 to 3508 code for a protein of 1113 amino acids. Lineage: Eukaryota; Metazoa; Chordata; Actinopteri; Perciformes; Anoplopomatidae.
CAUUUUACAAUAGGUAUCAGUUCCUGUUUCCUUAAAAACACCUGUUCAAAGUCCAUCUGCAUGACCAGAGAAACAAGCUGGGGUCAAACGGUUUCUCCCUCUCCAUGCCUCAUAAGGACCUCAUGAUUAUUUCUUUCUCAAUGAAUCACCAAAAUCAGCCCGCAGCAUGAAAAGCUGGAGCAGCAGAUUCAAGAGACAAGACCCUGACAGUGUGGUCGAGUCCUCCUCUAGCAAGAGGAACUCCAUUAGUGAUCCACCAGUGCCUGUGUGGGUUACUCACACACCCACACCAGAUAAUAUCACAGAUGACGGUGAUACUAACUCCACAGGCCGAACUGCCAGCACUCCACCGUACGCGGAGAAGGAAGAGAAUAAAGGUAGCAUGAAGGACAGACUGAAAUCACUCAUCCCUCAGUCAUGGGGAGGCAUCAUCCAUAAAUUGACAAAGGAAAGUGACAGUUUUAAUGACUCUGAAGCCAGCAGCAGUAGGAUUCAGAUCCUUCCUAAUGGGACCAGGGUGAGUCCUCCUGUAAGUCCCCUAAGGGAGCGCAGGAACUGGGGUGAUUCACUGGGCAACUCCAGCCAGAACUCUCAUAGGCCUUUGUUAAGGGAGAGCCCCUCUGAUGAUCUCCUGUAUCAGAGCCCACGAGAGGAAUCUCUCCUGACCAGUAUCCACCCUGCAGAGUACUACGCUGAGAAGCUGGAGGUCUAUAACCAGAAGUACUCUUAUUUGAAAUCCUGGCCAGGGUUGCUCAGACUUCUUGCAGGACUUCAGCUUCUUUUUGGGGGCAUGGUCUUUGCCUGCGUCAUCGCGUACAUCCAGAAAGACAGCGAGUGGUCCAACAGCUACGGGCUCUAUAAUGGUGUUUAUAACAAUGGGCUAGGCGUGUCUGGGUACAGCUACAGAGGCCCCAUGACUGCCUUUGUACUGGCUGUAGCUGGAGUCUCCUGGAUUAUAACCUUCAUUCUCCUAGUGAUGGGAAUGACGAUGUAUUAUCGCACCAUCCUCCUUGACGCGCCCUGGUGGCCUCUGACGGAGGCCUUCAUCAACGUGGCACUGUUCCUGCUUUACAUGGCGAUUGGGAUUGUUUACCUGAACGACUUGAACCGCGGGGGGCUGUGCUACAUGACAAUAGGCGUUAACCCCAUCAUGUCCAAUCUGUGUCGGGUUGACGGGGGCCAGAUGGCGGGAACGGCUUUCAUCUUCAUCAACAUGGCAAUGUAUCUGGGAAGCUUCCUGGUGUGUCUGAAGAUGUGGAGGCAUGAGGCUGCACGAAGGGAGAGGGAGUACUUUGAGAACAAGCCCCAGGAGGAGUUUCACCAGUCCAUCCGACUAACCCCUCAGAAAACAAAGCGUAUAUCAUUCAAGGAUGAAAAAGAGAUGACUCUGAGUAAAGAUUAUAGAAAUCCAGAUGCUGUUAUCUCUGAGGUCCAUAAGAACCCAGUCAGUGUGAACAGAGCCACAGCGUCUGAAUACACGCCUAAAGUACACAUCAUCGCAGACUACAUCAUAAAGUAUCCAGUGAUCAGCUGUGUGGAAGAAAGAGAAAAAUACAAAGCAGUUUUCAAUGACCAGUUUCAGGAAUACAAAGACCUCCACAGGGAUAUCGGCACCACCAUUGAUAAGUUCAUACAGCUGGAUGCUACGAUGGCACGACUCCUCAGAGAUGGAAAAAGCCAAGAGGAUCGGCAGAGGAUUCAAAGCAUUCUGAAGAAGUAUCAGGAGAAAAAGAGUGACCCUGGCUUCCUGGAGAAAAAAGAACGCUGUGACUAUUUAAAAGCUAAAUUAAGCCACAUCAAAAACAGAAUACGCACUUUUGACCUGGAAGCCAUGGAAAAUGACAGCGAUAUCCUCAAAAUCAUGUAUGAGCCUCGGUACUACGAUAGCCCCCCUGUUUACAGCCCGCCUUACAGCACCAACUCCCAAAGCUUUUAUCCCCCCAGAAGUGUCCACUCCCCCCAGAGCCAGCAUGUCCCCGACGCCUACAAUGCCCCCCCUGACUCCAACUACAUGGAGGAGAAGCCUCAACACUUCUACCGCUGGUUUUCUCCUCCUGGUUUCGUCAAAACCUUCGAAGGAGCUACAGUACUCAUGUGUUUUCUCAUCUUCGCCUGCGUGGCUUCGACCCUGGUGUGGGACAUGAAUGGGUUUGGGUACGGGGGCUACGGUGUCGGGGCUCCAGGGGGGGUCGCAGGGAUGGAGUCGGGAUAUUAUGGAGGCAGCUACGGCUAUGGUAGCUCCUACAUGACACCACAGUCUGCCAAGUCGGCGAUGAUUUCCAUGGCGGCCAUUAACUUCCUUGUUUCACUCGGCUUCCUGGUGGGGAGUUUCUCACGGUCACGGAUCAUGAGGGGAUGCAGGUUCUACCUCACUGUGUUCAUUUGUAAUAUCAUCUUAGCUGUCCUUCAGGGCAUCAUCGACAUCAUCUUUGUGAUCGGGGUGAACCCAAUGUCUCAGAGCUCACAGAGCAUGCUGUACAAUCCCAUGCUGAUGAUGUGCCAGAACAUCCAGGGCAGCCCCAGCCUCAGCGGCAGCGCGGGGGCCGGUUUUCCAGGCGGGUUCCCCAUGUACAACCAAUACCUGCACCACUACUGCUACAUGGACCCCGAAGAGGCGGUGGCGUUAGUGUUGGGUCUAAUGGUGGUGUUGGCCCUGUCCCUGUCUGCUUACUACGCCUACAAGACCCGCAGCAAGAUUUGGCGUCACGGCAAAGCUAACAUCUACUGGGACGAGCCGAUGGUCAGGUCUUCAGAGGGCCGGGAUGUACAGGAUUGGGUGAACCUUGUUGGAGAGGUGCGCAGCACCCAGCAGGCACCAACUGUUGUUCUAUCAGAGAGAGCAGCACCUGACCUGAGGGCGGAGCAGAGUGUGGUCUCCUAUGGCAACAGAACAGUCAGCAUCCACAGUGAGGGAAAUUAUAAAAGCCAAAGUUUCUCUGCUGACAACAGUAAUCGUCGGGUCGCAGAGCCUUUGUACCAGAACAGCAGGGUCCCGGUUUGCUCCAGCAGCUCCUCAGACGACACUGACAGCAUCAGGAAACCUCCUCCCUAUCAUGUGGAGAAGGAGCAGAAAAAGGAACGAGUGCCCAGAUCUGCUGCUCGGGAGACGAUGGAGUCCCCGUAUGAAACUGGUUACACCACCGGAGACACUGCCAAUGAGCUGGACGGGGACCACACAGAUUACCUGUACAGGCUGUACCCUGAGAUAACUUCAGACAAGCAGCGCCGCCAGUACAAGAAGGAGUUUGACUCCGAUCUGGCCUGCUAUAAGAGCCUCUGUGCCGAAAUGGAUGACAUCAGUGACCAGAUGCACAAGCUGAGCCGAGAACUGGACAUGUUGGACAAGGACUCCAUGAAGUACCAGGGUGUGGCAGACGAGUAUAACCGACUCAAAGACCUGAAAAGGACGUCAGAUUAUCAAGCAAAGAAGAAAAAGUGCAAAGAACUUCGGCAAAAACUUUUCCACAUCAAACGUCUGGUGAAAAUCUUUGACCAAGGUCUUUGUUAGUGUGAAUUAAAAAAUCUUUCCAAACAGUUGAGGAAGAACAGUGACAGGGUUUGACCUGAAACAAGGAUUUAUCCUCCAUUUUCUCUCCAGUUUUACAGCUUUACUAUUUUAAUAAAGGAAUAUAAUAAUAGAAACAGUUUGGCCCAACAUGACCCUCAAACUGACCUUACAGUCACUGAACCUCAACUGUUUUUGACCCUAAUGUUUACAACCUCUGUAUUACUUUUGCAGCUGUCAGAGUAGAUUCCUGUCGAAUUAGAGCCACUGAUAGUCUUUUCUCUGCGUUGUUUUUACAGCAUGUUGUUAAAAAUUAAAUUGGUCUUGUUCGAUUUUACAUUUGAAUGUAUAUUUAAAAUAUAAUUAUUUUUAAUUGUUACAGAAUGUUGUAGUAUGGUAAGUAAUGAAUGGAAGUUUUUUUAUACAGAAAUAAUGUCAUGAAUGAGGAAGAUAUGAAUAGAAAUUAUUUAAAUAAAUUAGCAGUUAAGACAAGCGGAUUCAUUCACAUUCAUUAAAACACUUAUACAUUUAUGGUACAUGUUGCAGUGUUUAUUUUUGGCAUUCUUCAUACAGAUGUAAUUACAACACUUUUCAAGUAGUUUGAAAAAACAAAAACAUAACAAAAGACACAUUGUCAUCUUUUGAUUCUUUUAAUAACGUUGCCAUACACAUGAAAUUUCAAAAACGUAAGAACUCAGUAACACAAAGAUAAGAAAACAUUAAUAGCAUAUUUAUCUUUUUUUUCUCAAUGACAAGGUUGUGUGAGUUGUUGCUAAAGUAAGAUCAUGAAGCAGAGUUACAUCUUUCCACUUUGUGUUUUAAAACACUAAAUGCUGAAAUAUGUUGUAUUUGGAGUUGAUUUCAUUCUUCCCUGUCAAUUAUUUUACUUGUGAUUUUGUAAACUCGCCU